AUGGAAUUAGAGAGUCGCAUUAAGGCCUAUAGGUUUGUCGCAUAUUCCGCCGUCACAUUCUCCAUCGUGGCUGUUUUAUCUGUAUGUGUUACACUGCCAAUGGUCUACAAUUACGUGCAUCACGUACGGCGACAAAUGAAUAGUGAAAUCACUUUUUGCAAGUUUGGGAAUCCAAACAGUUUGAGGACUGGUAUUGAUGCUAUUGGUGAACUGCUUCCGUAA
This is a messenger RNA of Gongylonema pulchrum, 222 nucleotides long. Lineage: Eukaryota; Metazoa; Nematoda; Chromadorea; Rhabditida; Gongylonematidae. The record is from the annotation of a GenBank genome assembly.